Exophiala dermatitidis NIH/UT8656 is the source of this 2146-nucleotide messenger RNA. Its product is annotated as nicotinate phosphoribosyltransferase. Bases 494 to 1957 code for a protein of 487 amino acids. The record is from RefSeq and is a predicted model, not a curated record. NCBI's taxonomy places the organism in Eukaryota, Fungi, Ascomycota, Eurotiomycetes, Chaetothyriales, Herpotrichiellaceae. Gene Ontology annotation, biological process: NAD+ biosynthetic process. Gene Ontology annotation, molecular function: nicotinamide phosphoribosyltransferase activity. The transcript has 2 exons.
CCUCUAAAGCGCCCAAGCACCUCUCACCUCGUCUCCUCUGGGUCGAUCGUGGUACAACUUUGUAUACUUAGAUGAGCCUCCACUCUCCCCGCCUCGGCCUAGGUUGCGAAUAGAAUGAAACCUUAUGCGCACCGGCCGUUUCCUGACCGUUCAAUUGGGACCUUGAGACGGAUCAUAGCCGUGUUUGGGGCCCCGUACGGCUCCGAAAUUGAUGUCGAACAUUCCUGGCCAUAUCACGAAAUCCGGAGUAUUGAACGGUUGACAGGUUGCGCAAUGAAGAUGGGAAUUGACGACGUUGUUGUAUAUGGCUGGCAUCGAGGACAAUAUGAAGGCAUACAAGAAGGCGAGAUGGUGCUCGCAAUGUCUGAAAAGAACCAAGUCCUUCGACCACAGAGACCAGGGCGAGCACAUAGUACCUGGAUAAUCACAGGCGCACUAUCCAGGUAACCAGGCGGUACUUUUUUCCUCCCACUUCACAGCUACCGUAGCCACCAUGGCGCCUCGAACGUUGUCCAACUUUGACAACAUCAUCCUCAACACAGACACAUACAAGCAUUCGCACUGGAACCUGUACCCGCCCGGGACCAGCCAUGUGUCCAGCUACAUCGAGUCCCGUGGAGGGAUAUACCCGGCACACCUCUUUAUUGGACUGCAAGCCUUCAUCAAGAAGCAUCUCUUGCGACCGGUGACCAUUGACGACAUCGACGAGGCCGAGAUCGUCACACGCCAGCACCAAAUCCCAUUCAACCGAGCCGGCUGGCUGGGGAUCGUCAACGACCACAACGGCUACUUGCCUGUUGAGAUCGAAGCCGUUCCCGAAGGCACUGUGCUGCCCAUCAAGAACGUCCUUGUGCAGAUCGUCAACACGGAUCCCAAGUAUCCCUGGGUCACGAGUUUCAUUGAGACUGCCCUGCUUCGAGCGAUCUGGUACCCGACCUCAGUGGGAACCAUCAGCUGGCUGGCCAAACAGCUGAUCCGCGAAGCCCUCGACAAGACAUCCGACCAUCCUGAGAUUCUCCGAGACGUAUUGCAGGACUACGGUGCGCGAGGCGUGAGUUCGCAGGAGUCAGCCGCGAUCGGCGGCUUGGCCCAUCUCGUCAACUUCCGACAAACCAACACGAUUUCCGGCUCUCUGGCCGCAACGCUGUACUACAACGCGCUGAACCCGGCCAUCUCCCAACCCAACUCGGAGCACUCGACCGUCACGGCAUGGGGACGAGAGAAGGAAUGGGAGGCCCACGCCAACCUAAUCGAGCAGUACAAGGGGUGGGCGUUUGUCGUUGCCGUGUCAGACUCUUACGAUCUCGAGGGCGCGGUCAACGACAUUUUCGGCACGAAACUCAAAGAUGCAGUUAUCCAGAGCGGAAGCACAAUCCUAGUCCGUCCCGACUCGGGCGAUCCCGCCACCGUGAUCUCCGAAACCCUUGAAGGCCUGAUCAACAAGUUCGGCUCGACCACCAACUCCAAGGGCUACCGCGUGCUACCAGACUACAUUCGUGCGGCUCAAGGUGACGGCCUCACGCUCGCCACGCUGAAAGAAAUCUACGCCGAGCUCGACCGCCGCCGCAUCGCCGCCGACAACAUCUACUUGGGUAUGGGCGGUGGUCUGCUGCAGUACAUCAACCGCGACACUCUUGCUUUCACCCAAAAGGCGAACGCCAUCAAUAUUAAUGGCGAAUGGCGCGACAUUUACAAGCAGCCCAAAUCCGACAAUGCAAAGACCUCCAAGCGCGGUAGGUUGGCCCUCGUCAUCCGCGACGGCGAAUAUAAGACGAUCCGUAAGGAAGAGCAAGUCGAGGGGGAUGUCAAUUUGCUCCGUCCGGUGUUCCGCAAUGGGAAGUUGCUUGUCAAUCAUAACUUUGAGGAUAUUAUCGAGAGAAGCGAGAAGCCGGUGCCGCGGUGGUAUUAUGAGCCUGUGUGGGCGGAGAAAAAGGACCUGGUCAAUGGGUCAAAAUAGGCUUGCUUACUACGAACUUUGGGUAGAGUGAGACUAGGUGGUGCUUCUUUGAAGAGUGUGGCUUCAACAGGAUUGCCUAAGGGACUUGUCAAAAAUAAGAAAAUUGGUUUGCUCGGUACUAUAUGUAUAUUCUCCUGAAAUCACGAUGUUUUCUGACCGCAAGAAAAUAUUACUUCCGUUUUAACAUAC